AACAGAACUAUUGUUGCAGCUUCAAGUGCAGCCAUCACUUCUGUUACAGCAGGUUUUCCGUUUGACUCUCUAAAAACAAGAAUGCAGACCCAUCACUAUAAUUCCGUCCUCUCUUGCCUUAAAAUAACCUUUGCUGAAGAAGGUGCUCGAGGAUUUUUUAGAGGCAUGAUUCCUCCAUUGGUAACUGUCAGUAUUAUUAAGUCGGUGUCAUUCUCCAUCUACGAAAAUACAAAGGCUCGGUUAAAAGAACAAGGUAUCAAAGGGGACACUCUUCAAUCUACCUUUGGACUGUCUAUGUUGAGUGGUGGAGCAAGUGGUGCGUUCAUUGCUCUGCUAAGCUGCCCGCUUGAGCUUGUCAAGAUUCAGAGACAGUUGGAAUAUGUUGCUAUGAAGGAGCAGGCAGCACUUGGAGUAGUAACAGGGGGACCAGUACGAUCAUCAAGCUUGUAUGCAGCUCAACAGAUAGUGAGUCGCAAGGGAAUCCUCGGACUUUGGACGGGUGUCCGAUUGCAUUCAGGGCGCGAUACAUUAGGGACAAGCAUUUACUUUGGCUCUUAUGAGUCAGCUAAAUUCAUAAUAUCUGGUGGAAACUCGGCAGCAUCAAAUCCACUGACGCAUUUUAUGGCAGGCGGCUGCUGUGGUGUUCUAAGUUGGCUGGUUGUAUUCCCAGUAGAUCUCGUAAAAUCGGUUAUUCAAAAAGAUGUUUUGAAAUCAAAAGUCCAAGGAUUUCGCGAAUGUGCGUCUGAUAUUGUACGCCGGGAGGGUAUCAGAGGUCUCUACAAAGGAUUAAGUAUUACCUUGAUCCGUGCAUUCCCCAUCCACUCUCUCAAUUUCUUGGUUUAUGAGCAGGUUCUCAGAAAGAUCCCUCCCCUAUAG
Molecule: messenger RNA, 876 nt
Organism: Phycomyces blakesleeanus NRRL 1555(-)
Lineage: Eukaryota; Fungi; Mucoromycota; Mucoromycetes; Mucorales; Phycomycetaceae
Exons: 4
Biological process (GO): transport
Molecular function (GO): transmembrane transporter activity
Source: RefSeq, a predicted model, not a curated record